CGCCAGCGCGCCUCACGGCUCCUGUCUCCCCUCCCUCCUUCUCUCUCUCACGCCUAGCGCAAUGGCGGCGGCCGCGGCGGAGCAGCAACAGUUCUACCUGCUCCUGGGAAACCUGCUCAGCCCCGACAAUGUGGUCCGGAAACAGGCAGAGGAAACCUAUGAGAAUAUCCCAGGCCAGUCGAAGAUCACAUUCCUUUUACAAGCCAUCAGAAAUACAGCAGCUGCUGAGGAGGCUAGACAAAUGGCUGCCGUUCUCCUAAGACGUCUUUUGUCCUCUGCAUUUGAUGAAGUCUAUCCAACUCUUCCCACUGAUGUUCAGACUGCCAUCAAGAGUGAGCUACUGAUGAUUAUUCAAAUGGAAACACAGUCUAGCAUGAGGAAAAAAAUUUGUGACAUUGCUGCUGAACUGGCCAGGAAUUUAAUAGAUGAGGAUGGCAACAACCAAUGGCCUGAAGGUUUGAAGUUCCUUUUUGACUCUGUCAGCUCUCAAAACAUGGGACUGCGGGAAGCUGCCCUUCAUAUUUUCUGGAACUUCCCAGGAAUUUUUGGGAAUCAGCAGCAGCACUAUUUAGACGUCAUCAAACGGAUGUUAGUUCAGUGCAUGCAAGAUCAGGAACAUCCGUCGAUCCGAACAUUAUCUGCUAGAGCUACCGCUGCGUUUAUACUUGCCAACGAGCAUAAUGUUGCUCUGUUCAAGCAUUUUGCAGACUUGUUACCCGGUUUCUUACAGGCUGUAAAUGACUCCUGCUACCAGAAUGAUGAUUCAGUCCUAAAAUCCCUUGUUGAGAUUGCAGACACGGUUCCAAAGUAUUUACGUCCUCAUCUGGAAGCCACUUUACAGCUGAGUCUAAAGUUGUGUGGAGACACUGGCCUCAAUAACAUGCAGCGCCAGCUUGCCCUGGAAGUAAUCGUGACCCUUUCUGAGACUGCAGCUGCUAUGUUAAGAAAACAUACCAAUAUUGUUGCACAGACAAUUCCGCAGAUGUUAGCCAUGAUGGUUGACCUUGAAGAGGAUGAGGACUGGGCAAAUGCGGAUGAGCUGGAAGACGAUGACUUUGAUAGCAAUGCGGUUGCUGGUGAGAGUGCUCUAGACCGGAUGGCUUGUGGACUCGGGGGAAAGCUCGUCCUGCCGAUGAUCAAAGAACACAUUAUGCAGAUGCUUCAGAACCCUGACUGGAAGUACCGGCACGCGGGGCUCAUGGCCUUGUCCGCCAUUGGCGAAGGAUGCCACCAGCAGAUGGAGGGGAUUCUCAACGAGAUAGUAAAUUUUGUUCUGCUUUUCCUUCAGGAUCCUCAUCCCAGGGUGAGGUAUGCGGCCUGUAAUGCUGUGGGACAGAUGGCUACUGACUUUGCACCUGGUUUCCAGAAGAAAUUCCAUGAGAAGGUGAUUGCAGCGUUGCUGCAGACCAUGGAAGACCAGGGCAAUCAGCGUGUCCAGGCCCACGCCGCCGCUGCUCUCAUCAACUUCACGGAGGACUGUCCCAAGUCACUGCUUAUUCCGUACUUAGACAGUUUGGUGAAGCAUCUGCAUUCCAUCAUGGUCCUUAAACUUCAAGAGUUGAUCCAGAAAGGCACCAAAUUAGUUUUGGAACAAGUUGUGACAUCUAUCGCAUCAGUUGCAGAUACUGCAGAAGAAAAAUUUGUCCCCUACUAUGACUUAUUCAUGCCAUCACUGAAGCACAUUGUCGAGAACGCAGUUCAAAAGGAACUCAGGCUUCUCAGAGGAAAAACUAUUGAGUGCAUCAGCCUCAUUGGUUUGGCUGUUGGGAAGGAAAAGUUCAUGCAGGAUGCCUCCGACGUGAUGCAACUGUUACUGAAGACGCAGACAGACUUCAGUGACAUGGAAGAUGACGACCCUCAGAUCUCUUACAUGAUCUCCGCAUGGGCCAGGAUGUGCAAAAUCCUUGGAAAAGAAUUUCAGCAGUACCUACCAGUGGUGAUGGGGCCUUUAAUGAAGACAGCUUCAAUUAAGCCUGAAGUAGCCCUUCUAGAUACUCAAGACAUGGAGAACAUGAGCGAUGAUGAUGGUUGGGAAUUUGUGAACCUUGGAGAUCAGCAAAGUUUUGGUAUUAAAACUGCAGGGCUGGAAGAAAAGUCAACUGCUUGUCAGAUGCUGGUUUGUUAUGCUAAGGAGUUAAAAGAAGGCUUUGUGGAGUAUACUGAACAGGUUGUCAAACUCAUGGUACCUCUUCUAAAAUUUUAUUUCCACGAUGGCGUUCGAGUGGCAGCAGCAGAAUCCAUGCCUCUUCUCCUGGAGUGUGCGAGAGUUCGUGGUCCUGAGUACCUCACACAGAUGUGGCAUUUUAUGUGUGAUGCGCUAAUCAAGGCCAUUGGCACAGAACCAGAUUCAGAUGUCCUCUCAGAAAUAAUGCAUUCUUUUGCAAAGUGCAUUGAAGUCAUGGGAGAUGGAUGCCUUAAUAAUGAACACUUUGAAGAGUUGGGUGGUAUACUGAAAGCUAAACUUGAAGAACAUUUUAAAAACCAAGAAUUGCGGCAAGUUAAAAGACAAGAUGAAGACUAUGAUGAGCAGGUGGAAGAAUCACUACAAGAUGAGGAUGAUAAUGAUGUUUAUAUUUUGACCAAAGUGUCAGACAUUUUACACUCAAUAUUCAGUAGCUACAAGGAGAAAGUGUUACCAUGGUUUGAACAGCUGCUUCCGUUAAUUGUCAACCUAAUUUGUCCGCAUAGACCGUGGCCAGACAGACAGUGGGGACUGUGCAUCUUUGAUGAUGUCAUAGAACACUGUAGUCCAGCCUCAUUUAAAUAUGCAGAAUAUUUCUUAAGGCCAAUGCUCCAAUAUGUAUGUGACAGCAGCCCGGAAGUCAGGCAGGCAGCUGCAUAUGGCCUGGGAGUCAUGGCACAGUAUGGUGGCGAUAACUACCGUCCUUUCUGCACAGAAGCACUUCCACUGCUGGUAAGAGUUAUUCAGUCUGCUGAUGCUAAGACCAAAGAAAACAUCAAUGCUACUGAGAACUGCAUCUCAGCGGUGGGGAAAAUGAUGAAGUUCAAGCCUGACUGUGUGAACGUUGAGGAAGUCCUCCCACAUUGGCUCUCUUGGCUUCCACUGCAUGAGGAUAAAGAAGAAGCUGUUCAGACUUUCAGUUACCUUUGCGACCUGAUUGAGAGUAAUCACCCAAUUGUUCUUGGCCCAAACAAUACCAAUCUGCCCAAAAUAUUCAGUAUAAUCGCAGAUGGAGAAAUGCACGAGGCAAUUAAACAUGACGAUCCUUGUGCCAAACGUCUGGCCAAUGUAGUUCGCCAAGUACAGACUUCCGGAGGACUGUGGACUGAAUGCAUAGCGCAGCUCAGUCCCGAACAGCAGGCAGCCAUACAGGAGCUCCUGAACUCUGCCUGAAGGGCCUUACUACCACCACCAGAAAACUAACUCCAAAUAAACGUUUACCCUUUUGUUUAGGUUUCUUUGUUUUGUUUUUGAGCAAAAGAGAACGGUAGAGUUGUGUGUAGGCCAUUCUUCUGCAAAGCCACAACAGCAGAACGAGGAGCCCUGGGUUUCAGGAUGGUGUGUAAGUGGGUGUCCCCCACCCGACUACUGAGGAAGUCCUGUGAGCCCUGCAGUAACACUGAAGAGUAUUUUUCUAUUGGUGUAACCCACCCAUGUGAAGGCGAAAGGGAAAUAAAAUUAAUUUUCCUCACUAGAUGUAAGGAAACUUAAGACAAAACAGCUUUAAUUAAGAUCUGUUCCUCAGCAUAGAUGUGUGUGAAAACAAGUUGCUAUACACCUAGUGUUCAUUCUGUUAAUUGGAGUGUGAGUCUUUUUGUGGGGUAGAAAGAAGCCUUCUACCCAGCAAGCUCAUAGAUCCAAACAUUGAAGAAAAGCUGAAGACAAAAACAACAAGCAUGAAAAUGUUACUUUACGUCACUUUUGGUCCUUUUCCCUGAAAGGCUUAUGCCGUGACUCAGUUUGGAGAUGUAACUUUACGUCACUUCCGGCCCUUUUCCCUGAAAGGCUUGUGCAGUGACUCAGUUUGGAGAGCUUUUCGGCUUCCAGCCCUUGAAUGUGAAGUAUCGUUGGCAUGUCUGGCAGUGGUCUCGUUCACUCCUCAAUAAACAGCGUUGAAAUACGAAA
This is a messenger RNA of Budorcas taxicolor (takin), 4087 nucleotides long. It is a transcript of the gene IPO5, whose product is annotated as importin 5. The coding region runs from base 62 to 3355 and encodes 1097 amino acids. The record is from RefSeq and is a predicted model, not a curated record. Gene Ontology annotation, cellular component: cytoplasm; nucleus. Gene Ontology annotation, molecular function: nuclear import signal receptor activity; small GTPase binding. Gene Ontology annotation, biological process: protein import into nucleus. NCBI's taxonomy places the organism in Eukaryota, Metazoa, Chordata, Mammalia, Artiodactyla, Bovidae. The transcript has 26 exons.